AUAGAAGAAAAAGUACCACAAAGGUCAGUGUAUAUGGAUCCACGAUGUAUUACUGAAGCUCAUCUGUGCUGCAACUAUAGCCACGUUUUAGUACCAAAGUUACAGAAUGGCCACUGAACCGAAACGACCAAAGAUUGUUGAAGAGCGGCAAGAUAGUCUGAAUGUAUUUCUCCAGUGGUGUGGACAAAUUGGUUUGGAGCUCAAUGAGAAGGUUUGCGUAGGUCUUGAAGGGACUGUAGCAGAGUAUGGGAUGUUGGCGAAAGAAGAUAUUGAUGAAAGAGAGGUGUUGUUUACUGUACCCAGAAAAGCUAUUCUUCAUCAGGAGUCAUCGAAGGUCUCUGGUGUGCUAGACAAAGAAAAGAUUACAUUGGACAGUGCCUCAAGCUGGGUCCCUCUACUCCUGGCUUUGCUGCAUGAGUAUACAUCGCCACAGUCGUUCUGGAGGCCAUACCUCUCUCUAUGGAAUGACUUUAGAAAACUGGACCAUCCCAUGUUUUGGUCUAAAGAGGAGAGGGACACACUUUUAAAGGGAACAGGAAUUCCUGAAGCUGUGAACACAGAUUUAGAUAAAAUUCAUAAAGAAUAUUCAGAUGUUGUCCUCCAAUUGAUCACCAAGUACUCUGAAUACUGGACCCCCAACAUACACACUCUGGAUCUUUACACAAAUCUGGUGGCCUUUGUCAUGGCAUACAGUUUCCAAGAACCCAAUGAAGAGGACGAUGAUGAAGAUGAAGAUGAAGAAGAUAAAGCACCAAACCCCCCGAUGAUGGUGCCCAUGGCUGAUAUGCUAAACCACGUAGCAAAUCACAAUGCUCAACUGGAAUUCACCCCAGAGAGUUUAAAGAUGGUUAGCAUACGGCCAAUUUGCAAAGGUGAAGAGGUUUUUAACACAUACGGCCAGAUGGCAAACUGGCAGCUACUGCACAUGUAUGGAUUCACAGAGCCUUUUCCAAGCAACAGCAACGACACAGUGGACAUCCCUGUCAGCAACUUCUUCACAGCUGCAAGAGAUAUUAAAACAGAUUUUGAGUUGUCGCUUUUGGAUGAGAAAUGGAGAUUGUUGAAUCAAAUAGAAGGGAAUGAUGCAAUCAUUUUUGGAAACCAGGGAUGUCUCACAGACUCCACUCUUAAUACUGUAUUGAAGGUGUUUUGCAUGUCGCAGGAGGAGUUUUUGGAUUUGAAAGAAAAUGAAGGAUGGGAAGAGGACAAUGAUGAGGAAGAUACUGCCACUGCGUUGUCUAAUGAGGGACUACCCAAGUUAAAGACCAUAUGGAAAAAGCUUAUUCAUGGCGCAGCUAGACUGACUUUAAGCUGUUAUACAGAGAGCAACGAGGUGGCAGAGGAAAAAGAUGACCCUGAUAAGAUGUUGAUGGAGGACAAAAAAUCCCUUGCCAAAUUGAGUAGCAGGCAGCAAAGGGCUUUACAUGUGCGAUAUGGACAGAAGAGCAUUCUGCAUAAACUCUUAGAGCUCACAAAUUAAGAGAAUUGAUCAAAAACUCAGUGAACCUACUUUUUCCAUAAUGGGUUUUAUACUAGCCACUGAAACAAAAAAUGUCUAAUUAAUAAAAAAUCAAAUAGUCUUUCCUAAGUAGGAGCUAAAAUAUGAUGGGUGCAGGUUUCUUUAGAUAUUAUAUGCUGCGAUUUUAUACUCCUCUUUUUCCUUAUUCAAAUGUUUGAAUGGAACAAUGCUUCCUGACCUUUUAAGAAAUCAAAACACAAAAUACAUUGUUUUCUAUCUCUUGAUUAACAUCUAGGCAUUGUAACAAUGUAACUGCGUUUGUUUGACUGACUAUAAAACUAUUAUUCACAAACUAAUUUUGAACAUUCCAAAAAGUACUCAUAAGUAAAAACAGCCUAUGGAUCGCUGGUCAUGUUUUUAAACUAGUAGUUGUAUUACACCAGUAGCAUUUAAAAAAAAAAUUAAAAAAAAUCCAGACUUGCAUCUUUGUAAAAUAUUGAGGAAGUUUGUAUUCCGGAUCUCAAGCAACUAGUUAAGAGGUUUAUAAUUUCCCUUCCUAGUUAUCCUUUUUCAUACUGUAAACAUGCACCAAAGCUCAAGAUACUGUAAGAUUACAUGAAAUCAAAUUUUUGUUAAUUCAUGUUUAAAUUGUUAGAAAAAUGUGCUACUUGCAUGUAAAUUGUCAUUUGCAAUUGGUAUUUGUGAAAAGUCACUAUGUUAAUACACAAAUCAGACAGUUAUUAUGCAUUACCGCAGAUAUUAUCCCACCAAAUAAAGUAAUAAUUAGUUGAACA
This is a messenger RNA of Periophthalmus magnuspinnatus, 2253 nucleotides long. RefSeq names its product SET domain containing 6, protein lysine methyltransferase (gene setd6). Lineage: Eukaryota; Metazoa; Chordata; Actinopteri; Gobiiformes; Gobiidae. The record is from RefSeq and is a predicted model, not a curated record. Gene Ontology annotation, biological process: peptidyl-lysine monomethylation. The coding region runs from base 107 to 1480 and encodes 457 amino acids. Gene Ontology annotation, molecular function: protein-lysine N-methyltransferase activity; protein binding. The transcript is spliced from 9 exons. Gene Ontology annotation, cellular component: nucleus.